CUUUUUGCGACCCCUAUUUUUUGAUCUGAGUAUUAAGCCUAGUACUCAGAUCGAAAAAAAGGGGUCGCAAAAAAAAUCAGGGAUGAUAUUCGUAUGGAACCGAUAAGAAAGUCUUGUGCGCACAAGUUGUUUUCUAGCGGCUCCUCGCCAGGCAGUACUCAGAUCAACAAAAAAACGGAAAAAAUCUAGAAAGUCAGACGAUAGUAUUUUGUGGUAUCGAUAGUCUUUCUGUGGUUUUGAUAGUUUUGUGUGGUAUUCGUGUGGUAUGUUGCUAGCAGCUCGCAAAUUAAAGAUUUGAUUUAAUUUCCACGAGGUAGAAAGUAACUGUAACUGACAACAUUACACAAAUGUCAUCAAAUGGAGAGAAAGAAGGCGAAACCCAACAGACGGCUGGGCGAAUUUACUGACGACAGCAAAAUUAAAUUUAUAAAGGAGGUGGAAAAAAACGAAUGUAUCUGAACCUCAGCCACAAGCAACAUUUCGAUGCGAAUGCCCUAAAAUGCGCUGGGAGUCUGUGGCAGCUGAGAUGAAUAAAGAUAUUGAGACGUGCAGAAAUGGAUGGAAGUCUCUGAGGGACAGCUACCGGUACCAUGUCAAGAGAGUCGCCAAGAGUGGAAGUGCUGGAGGAGUUCCCAUUGAAGGUCCAGUUGCGAGUGAUAGCAUUGAUUGGAGGUUCGCUCCACACAUGGAGUUCCUACCCGACCUUUCCUCUCAAAGACGAACGUUCUCCGCGUCAAGCUCGUUCGCCCACGACACUCCGGCUCAACUCUAUACCGAAAUCGUUGACACGGAUGAAAGCAGCUGGAUCGAUAGUGAGAAAGGCUUGGAGAGGGAGUUGAGCGACCAAAGCAGUUGGGAAAGUUCCACUCCUCUUCGAACCCCUUCGCCCAAUGUAGCAUGUUUUUUGCGUUCCAUUGGGGAAAUUCAUUUGACAGAGCAAUGCAUAGGGCUUCACACACUUUUACGAUUACAACUCCAAAAUGUUGUUUGCUAAUCCGAUAUGCGCUGGAAACGUGGAGCUGCAAGUCACCAGAAGCAAGAA
Messenger RNA from Drosophila subobscura, 1042 nucleotides. RefSeq lists its product as uncharacterized. The coding region runs from base 500 to 994 and encodes 164 amino acids. The record is from RefSeq and is a predicted model, not a curated record. Gene Ontology annotation, cellular component: transcription regulator complex; nucleus. Gene Ontology annotation, biological process: regulation of transcription by RNA polymerase II. NCBI's taxonomy places the organism in Eukaryota, Metazoa, Arthropoda, Insecta, Diptera, Drosophilidae. The transcript has 3 exons.